AUGCCGGAUGAUCUCCCGCGAAUCCCGAAAAAGCGUCGACCGCGAAACAAACCUCGCUGUAAGUGAUGACUAAUGUAAUCUUUUAUUCCAAUAUAUAUUUUUCCUUUUUUUUCUGAACAUCUAUGUUAGUCAAACAUUUUCCUUAAAUGCUCAUGAUGGAACUUUUAGCGGACGCUUGGCUUCAACAAAACUUGAAAGCCUAUCGACCCAGCUUCACCUUUCGAUGUGCACUGCCGGUGAUAGCGGCAACGGCGGUGGUUUGUCUCGGCAUGGGAAUAACGUUGAUUUACAAUAAUUCGAAAGGCAGGUGAAUGGGGAGUUGUUGAGUUUAAGGGGAUGGGAAAUUUUGUAAAAGGAGACCUCGGUACAACGAACCGGAUAUUAAAGUUUAUUCGUAAUGGCGAGGCCUUGUUGUACACAAGGCUUCAAAUGAUUAUAAGCUACUAAUAGCAUUUUUAUAAGUUUCAUGGACAUUUGUCGCGACCCGCGCUGUGCGUGGGAAAAAAUUCAAGGUGCACUGUGCGACGGCGAAAAAAAUGUCCAUGCACUUUGUCAAAAUACUACUAAUAUGCCUUUUAAAAAGUGCGCAGACUUUUUUCGCGGCUCAGAGUUCAUUCUGCCACUUUUUGCACUGUGCAAUGAUUGCCGCGGUCGCAAAUUUUCCAUCAAGAAAAAACGUCGUGUCGCAGCGAUAUUGGACUUUCGCAGCGCAAAAAGUCAAAUGCACGCCGCAAAAAGGGGUUCUGUGCACGGUGCGGCCCACGGCAAAAGGUCUAUGCACUUCUAUCAGCUUGUCGGAAAAAUAACGGCGGGUCGUCGCAUCAAAAUGUCUCGCCUCGCUGCUGUCGCGCACCAAAUCCCAAGCCGCAGCUUGCAGUCGCAAAGCGAUGAUGGGCGAUCCCGAGGGGCGACGAUCCGCCGUUAUUUACCCGACAGACUGAUAAUAGCAUUCUUAAUAGCAGUAGCCCAUUCGUAAAGUCGCUGGAGUGAUUUUUGGCGCUCGCACUGCGCAAAAAAUUCAUGGUGCGAGCGACAGCUCCAAAAAAUCUACUAGUCCUUCCGGAAAGUCGCCGGACUGAAAUCGGCGACAUGCACUCCGCAAAAACGAAAGUUCACUUUGCACUGUGCAAUUCUUGGGUUUUUGCACUGUGCAAUAGGCUUUUCCGAGCUGUCGCUCGCACCCUGAGUUUUUUCUCACAGUGCAUGUCGCCGAUUUCCGUCCGGCGACUUUCCGGAAGGACUAGUAUUGCACGGUGCAAAAAGUAAGAAAUUGCGCAGUGCAUGUCGCUAAACUCAACCCAGCGACUUUUCGAACGCACUAGUAUUACCUUGCGUCCUGACGAACCCGCAAAUCAAAGAAAAACAGAAAAACAUAUAGUAAACACCCUGAAAAGAAAUGUUUUGUUAGUUUCUAUUUGAUUUUUCGAGUUUUACAUCUGAAUUUUUCUUUUGUAAUGAUAUGUUUUUAGCCACAGAGCAUGUGAUAGAUUACACUGACUGUGAGAAAAAGCAGGAGUCUGACGGUUGGACUCAUCGCUACGAGAAUGAUGAAUCCAUUUGUGAGCAUCAAUUCAAACUUUCGGCCGCUUUCACGGUGGGUUUUGGGCACUGUUUUUUGAGCUUUGAAAAAUCGCAACGCUUUAGAAAAACGAGUCAAUUUUAUAAAUCAUCUUACAGGGGAACUACCGCAAAGUAGUUCCCCUGCGACGCUCAGAUUUUGAUGAAACUUGGCUCCUAUUUUUUUCAUGCAAAACUGUCAAAGAUACGGCCAAAAAGCGUUUUCACUCUGACCGCUCUCCGCCGUUUGCGUACUCUCUCGACCGCAAAGAUCGUUGAAUAUCUCGGCUCACGCUGCAAAGCGCGAGCUAAAACUUUCAGGAAUUAAUACGUGGCCCAUUUCGGAUGUGUGUGCAAAAUUUAAAGAAAAUUUGAGCACUUGCCUUUCGAAUAAAUCUCCAUCAUUUUCUCAUCAAAACCGCGACAAAAUCGAUCGCUAAGCUCCAAAUUUGCUGUAAUUCGACUGUCUCGAUCAAAAAUUAAUUGAGAAAAAUACAAAUUCUGUACUCGGUGAAUAUCUAGCGCCUGCAAAGCGCGAGCUAAAACUUUCAGUAAUUGAUAUGUGGCCUACGCCUGGAAUGCAUGCAAAAUUUAAAGAAAAUCUGAGCGUCGCGCUUGGGAUACUUUUUUCGAGUUUUAUAAAUCAUCCUAUAUUUGUAAUUUAUAAAUCUUUUUUACAUUUUAUUAUAUAAAUCAUCACGCUUUGCAGCGCAUAGACUUGUACACUUUUUUCAAUUUCCAGGGCGACAUCACGUUCUAUUACGGACUUGACGGCUUUUAUCAGAACAUCCGUAAAUAUCAGCAGUCGCGGAAUGACAAUCAGCUCAGAGGAGAUCUUCAAAAUGUGGACGAGUGCUUCCCGUAUGAGAGGGAUAACCAAACAAAAGAGCCGUACGUGCCGUGCGGAGCGGUGGCUGACUCGAUGUUUAAUGGUAAGAUUAAUGCGAAGUCGACCAGCCGGAAUAUUUUCCCGACUGACUGAUAUGAAGAUUCUACUGUCGUAUUUGUCAGAAAGAGGACUGGAAGUCACUUAGUGCAUAGGAUGUCAUUACUAUGCCUUUAUUUUUCUUCCAACGUGUUGACGCUAGACCCAAAUUUGCAUAAGUUCGCUCAUUCCCUAUAAAAGCCAUGGAUCUGGUCAUUUUAUUUAUAAUCACUUUUUCCUGCUGUGGUGCAAAUAAAUACGUUUCUACUUGGUCUUCUCUUCUUCGACCGGUCGGUCCCACUUCAAAUCCCCUUCUCCCCGGAUCAGCCAGUAUAUGGGGGCUCAGCCGAUUUAAAACUUGGCGGUUUUACUGAAGUCGCCAACACAACGACAUUUUUUACUAUGUAAAUAUUACUUUCAGACAGCUUCCUUCUCUUCACCGUGGACCGAAAUAGCAGCGAAAAAAGCCCGGUGGAGAUGUCGGCGCUGGAGAUCAUCCCCAAGCGAUUCCGCGAGCGCAAAUACAGAAACCCGAAGCCCUGCCGAGGGAAUGUGACCCGAUGUCCGGGCUUCGAGAGGACGUCAAAGCCGCCGCACUGGACACGACACAUUGCCGAGAUCGGCGACGCCGAAACCGGACGAGGCCUGGAGAAUGCGGAUUUCAUCAUUUGGAUGGAGACGUCGGCGUUGCCCAACUUCCGAAAAGUCUAUCGAAAACUCAAAGUGCUGCCGGCCAACGAUUUCAAUGGCGGAUUGCCCGAGGGCUUGUACUCCUUGGAGAUCAAAAACAGUAGGUUUUCCGGCUUUGACAAACGUUUUAUGUAA
This is a messenger RNA of Bursaphelenchus xylophilus (pine wood nematode), 3307 nucleotides long. The record is from the annotation of a GenBank genome assembly. Lineage: Eukaryota; Metazoa; Nematoda; Chromadorea; Rhabditida; Aphelenchoididae.